AUGGGAAAGGAAUAUUCAAAGCAUCUUGAAACGCACAUAGAACAAGGUUUAUAUAAGUGUACUUUUUCCAAAUGUGGAAGGAAAUGGCGUACCCUACAAUUACUUCGGCAGCAUUACGAGAAACAUCAACCUAAACUUCUAUGUGAAAUCUGUGGCUCUUUCCUUUCUUAUAAGAAAGGACUAGGAGAGCACAAGAAACAAUACCACGGAGUUAGAG
Loa loa (African eye worm) is the source of this 217-nucleotide messenger RNA. RefSeq names its product zinc finger protein. The record is from RefSeq and is a predicted model, not a curated record. NCBI's taxonomy places the organism in Eukaryota, Metazoa, Nematoda, Chromadorea, Rhabditida, Onchocercidae. The annotation marks the transcript as partial. The transcript has a single exon.